CUGAUAUCGACUUCUUACUCAGCCCCAGCGGCCUUGACAAGCCAGACAAAGCUGCUUGGUUUGGAAGAAUGACGACACUUGAUAGCUUCCUGUUAGCGAGGCUGAUUUCGCAGGUUGCGUAAUGUGAAGAGAGUGGUCUGUAUGGCCCGGGGUAGCUUAGCAGUUUCGUUCAUUGCCUUGAUGUUAAACGGUACAAGAGGUGCCCCAAUUGUGAUACAAAGAACUCGAGUCUCUUAUAACACCUGGUUCAUACAAGAUCAUAACGUUCUAUUCAUAAUCAUCGACCUUAUCGUUGGCCUUAUAAUUUCCUUUUAUCGCAAUUAAUCUGGCCUUUGUUGGGCUUCAACCCUUCAAUGUCAUUCUAUUGAUACUGGUGGAUAUUAUUUACUGCUGUUAUGUUGUUAAGAAUGCACUUGGCAGGGGCAUUGGCGGGUUUGGGUGGAUAAACAGAGCCUACCAGCUUAAGAUGCAUUUAACGAAUUACAGAAGGUGUUGCCGGCAUCUGUUUCCGCAUAAGAACAAGAGCAUGGGCUGUGACUGGAAAGCGCCUCACACAGCCUGAU
Messenger RNA from Fusarium redolens, 563 nucleotides. RefSeq lists its product as uncharacterized. Lineage: Eukaryota; Fungi; Ascomycota; Sordariomycetes; Hypocreales; Nectriaceae. The transcript has a single exon. The coding region runs from base 142 to 324 and encodes 60 amino acids. The record is from RefSeq and is a predicted model, not a curated record.